Gossypium arboreum is the source of this 2324-nucleotide messenger RNA. RefSeq lists its product as uncharacterized. Gene Ontology annotation, biological process: carbohydrate metabolic process. The transcript has 18 exons. Gene Ontology annotation, molecular function: phosphomannomutase activity. Bases 178 to 2025 code for a protein of 615 amino acids. Lineage: Eukaryota; Viridiplantae; Streptophyta; Magnoliopsida; Malvales; Malvaceae. The record is from RefSeq and is a predicted model, not a curated record. Gene Ontology annotation, cellular component: chloroplast stroma.
ACCAGGGGUAAACUGUCCAAUGCGUUUAAAAAUAUAAAAUUCGGCAGGCAUCUGGCAGCUUCUGAGAUUACCCAGCUACUCUUUCUUUCCUCAGCUACCCCAAUUUUUGUUUCACUUCCUCUUUUUCUCAGCCCAUUGAUUUUCUUCUCUUUCUGAUCAAACCUUCCACCUCUUCAAAUGGCAGCAUUGUCAGGGAAGGUUGUUCAAAAUGUUUUUAUUGCACAGUUCUACCAACAGAAUAGGCAGUUCGGGACCCAAUAUCAAAGGGACAUUUGUGUCCCUUAUAUGCGCGCCUUGCCUCCUUUUCAUGGAGGGAAGUUAGCAUGGACUAGCAACUCCUCCAUGCAAAUGCGCAAACUACUGAAAUAUCAGAAUGGUUUUGUUAACCGAAGAACUUUUUACUGCAACGCUGCUUCAUCUGCUACUGCAAUACCAUCUCUGGACAAAGUCGAUCUUCUGAAGCUUCAGAAUGGCAGUGAUAUUAGAGGUGUGGCUGUUUCUGUUGUUGAGGGAGAACCUGUGAGCCUUACUGAGCCAGUUACAGAAGCAAUAGCUGCUGGUUUUGCUGCAUGGUUGUUAGAUAAGAAAAAGGUUGAUGCAUCUCGAAAGUUGAGAGUUUCCAUUGGUCAUGAUUCUCGUAUAUCUGCACAGAAAUUACAGGAUGCUGUUUCUCGAGGCAUUGCUAGUGCAGGACUUGAUGUUGUUCAAUAUGGUUUAGCAUCUACACCGGCAAUGUUUAAUAGUACACUUACAGAAGACGAGGCAAUCUUAUGUCCAGCUGAUGGGGCCAUUAUGAUAACAGCUAGUCACCUACCUUAUAACAGGAAUGGGUUCAAGUUCUUCACGAGUGACGGAGGUCUUGGGAAAAAUGACAUAAAAGACAUCUUGCAACGUGCUGCGAGUAUAUACAGUAAUUUCCUUGCCAAAGGUUACUCAGUAAAGGCUUCUGAAUCAGUUAAAAAGGUUGACUAUAUGGCCGUUUAUACAUCUGAUCUUGUGAAGGCAGUCCGAAAGGCUGCUGGGAAUAUAGAGAAGCCAUUGGAAGGAUUCCACAUUGUUGUUGAUGCAGGAAAUGGUGCAGGAGGGUUUUUUGCAGCAAAAGUACUCGAGCCUCUUGGUGCCAUCACUUCUGGUAGUCAGUUCUUGGAGCCAGACGGUAUGUUUCCAAAUCAUAUUCCAAACCCUGAGGAUAAGGCUGCGAUGAAAGCUAUUACACAAGCAGUUCUAGACAACAAGGCCAACUUGGGGAUCAUCUUUGAUACAGAUGUAGAUAGGUCUGCUGCUGUGGAUUCUACCGGACGUGAACUCAAUCGAAAUCGCUUGAUUGCUUUAAUGUCCGCCAUUGUUCUUGAGGAACAUCCAGGAACGACCAUCGUUACGGACAGUGUGACUUCAGACGGGCUUACUUCAUUCAUUGAAAAGAAACUUGGGGGAAAGCACCAUAGAUUCAAAAGAGGCUAUAAGAAUGUCAUUGACGAGGCGAUUCGAUUGAACUCUAUCGGAGAGGAAUCACAUCUAGCUAUAGAAACCAGUGGCCAUGGAGCUCUUAAAGAGAAUCACUGGCUUGAUGAUGGGGCAUACUUGAUGGUCAAACUCCUAAAUAAACUUGCUUCAGCAAGGGCUUCUGGCAAAGGUGUUGGAAGCAAAGUUUUAACCGAUCUGGUCGAGGGUCUGGAGGAACCAGCUAUUGCUGUGGAGCUGCGACUAAAGAUUAAUCAGAAUCAUCCCGAUCUUAAAGGACGAUCCUUCCGGGAAUACGGAGAAGCAGUGCUGCAACACUUGGGAAACUCCAUUGCUUCAAACCCCAAGCUUCAGAAAGCAACUGUGAACUAUGAAGGGGUUCGAGUUUCCGGGUUCGGAGGGUGGUUUCUCCUUAGGCUUUCACUUCAUGAUCCCGUCCUCCCUCUUAACAUCGAGGCGCCAAGCCAUGAAGAUGCAGUGAAACUCGGACUCGAGGUAUCUGCUGCAGUGAAGGAAUUUCAAGCAUUGGACACAUCUGCUUUAGACAAAUUUGUCCAACCUUAAUGACACUGAAUGGGUCGUGCCUUUCAGCAUUUGAGUAUUGUGUUCCAAUGGCUGCCUCUUUUGCUAUGGGCUGGCUUGCUAGUGUAAUAAUUGUAGUUUUGAGGAAGUUUCUUUGUAUUUUUUUUUUUGAAGAGAGGGGGUGAUGUUACUUAAAAGCAAUAAUAGAGAUAAGUCUGAAGAUAUAUAUAUGUAUAUCCAAUCUUAACAGCAAUAUCCAUGGUUUUACUUGCACCUACGUUGUUUUGUUUCUCUAUAUUAUCCAAUAUUAAUAUUAUAUAUUUAUAAUUACGUUUAAAUAA